Messenger RNA from Cataglyphis hispanica, 2681 nucleotides. RefSeq names its product iron-sulfur clusters transporter ABCB7, mitochondrial (gene ABCB7). Gene Ontology annotation, biological process: transmembrane transport; intracellular iron ion homeostasis. The record is from RefSeq and is a predicted model, not a curated record. The transcript has 11 exons. Gene Ontology annotation, molecular function: ATP hydrolysis activity; ABC-type transporter activity; ATP binding. NCBI's taxonomy places the organism in Eukaryota, Metazoa, Arthropoda, Insecta, Hymenoptera, Formicidae. Gene Ontology annotation, cellular component: mitochondrial inner membrane. The coding region runs from base 167 to 2395 and encodes 742 amino acids.
ACACAUAUGUACCACGUGUUUUAUGAUUGAUCAUAGUACAUUUAUCUUAUCACAGCUGAUCACGAUUAUAUGAUCGCUGCGAUAUUUCAGUAAUGACGUUUAUUUUUUAAUAUUUAUUUAAUAUUCUCGAUGUGUUGUAAGAAUAAAUCGUAGAAGAAAACGAAAGAUGACAAGCAUAUUGUGUGGUCAUUUGCUACGCAAGGCACCGUGCGAUGAAAAGCUGUGGAACAGGAUGAGAACAAUGUAUUGCACCAGUAUUGUGACACGAUCAAAAUUAUCUAAUAAAUUCUACGUUGCUGGAUAUAAUUCAACAUUUUCGCUUCUCAGUGUUAGGUGUUGCAGUGGCAAUGUAAUCGAUCGUGCUCAGAAGAAGAAGAAUGUGCCGCAAUCUAAAUCUGUCGUGCCACCAGUGAAAUUUACAUCAGUUGUUACUGGAUUAACUGGAGCAAAGCCUGGGCAGCAAAAAAGAAACUGUUUUCAUCCCGGUGUUUCUGGUUUGGAUAGAGAUGCGUUUGAUUUACAAAAUAAACAAUCUAUCACUAGCAUAGAUAUGUUGAAAGCCAUGCUUAGAUACAUUUGGCCAGAAGAUGAUCCAGAAAUACGGCAAAGAGUUAAAAUAGCAAUAGGUUUACUUGUUGCAGCUAAGGUCCUGAAUGUUUUUGUACCAUUUAUUUUCAAGUAUGCUGUAGAUAUUUUAAAUACUCACACUGCAACGAUUAAUGGAAGUGCUAUAAUGGAUCUAACAACCGCACCUGCGACAGUCGCGACUGUAGCAACAUCGCUACUUGUAGGAUAUGGAAUAGCACGUGCUGGAGCUGCGGGUUUCAGUGAACUCAGAAAUGCGGUUUUCGCAAAGGUUGCACAACAUUCUAUUCGUAAAAUAGGGAAAAAUGUUUUUAUACAUUUACACAAUCUUGAUAUGUCUUUUCAUUUGAGCAGGCAGACUGGCGCUUUAUCGAAGACAAUCGAUCGCGGUAGCCGCGGUAUUAAUUUCAUUUUAAAUGCUAUGGUAUUUAAUAUAAUACCAACAAUAUUUGAAUUAGCAUUAGUAAGUUCAAUAUUGGGUAUAAAAUGCGGGUCAGAAUAUUCAGCUGUAGCGUUGGGUUGUGUAAGCAUUUAUACUGCAUUCACACUGGCCGUUACGCAAUGGCGUACCAAGUUCAGGAUUCAUAUGAAUCAAGCGGAGAACGAAGCAGGCAAUAAGGCGGUAGAUUCACUCAUCAAUUAUGAAACAGUAAAAUAUUUUAAUAAUGAGAAGUUUGAAGCAGAGAGAUAUGAUCAAUCUUUGAAGAAAUACGAAGCGGCGUCCCUCAAAACUAGUACAAGCUUAGCGAUGUUAAAUUUCGGACAAAACGCUAUUUUCAGUGGUGCGUUAAGUCUCAUCAUGGUGUUGGCAGCACAAAAUAUAGUAAAUGGUACUAUGACUGUUGGUGAUUUGGUGAUGGUGAAUGCCUUGUUGUUUCAACUCUCAGUUCCUUUAGGCUUUUUAGGUUCUGUUUAUCGAGAAGUGAGACAAGCUUUUAUCGAUAUGCAAGCUAUGUUUACUCUUAUGACAACAGAUACUGCAAUUAAAUCAAAAGAAAAUGCACUGAGAUUUUAUGUGACGCCAGAUUCAUCCGAUAUUCAAUUUAAAAAUGUAAAUUUCCAAUACGUUGAAGGAAAAUCUAUUUUUGAAAAUGUUUCGUUUACUAUACCAAGUGGCAAGAAGGUUGCUAUUGUUGGAGGAUCUGGUUGUGGUAAGACAACAAUUGUGAGAUUGCUGUAUAGAUUUUUUGAACCGCAGAGUGGCGAUAUUUAUAUCAAUGGUCACAACAUUCGAGAUGUCAAUUUAGAAGAUCUCAGGACUUGUAUUUCAAUUGUACCACAAGACACAGUACUUUUUCAUGAAAGUAUAUUUUAUAAUUUACAUUAUGGUAAUUUGAAAAAAUCGCGCGACGAUGUUUUCGAAGCUGCAAAAAUGGCAAAUCUACAUGACUCUAUAUUAAAAUGGCCACAAGGAUAUGAUACACCUGUGGGAGAACGCGGUUUGAAACUAAGUGGAGGAGAAAAGCAAAGAGUUGCAAUCGCUAGAGCAAUUUUGAAAGACAGCCCUAUAUUAAUCUUUGAUGAAGCUACCUCUUCAUUAGAUUCUAUUACAGAACACAACAUACUCGAUGCCUUGCGCAAAGCGACAGAAAAACGGACUUCAAUCGUGAUUGCGCAUCGUUUAUUGACAGUUAUGGAUGCCGACGAUAUACUCGUUCUAGAUCAGGGUAAUCUAGUCGAAAGAGGCACUCAUGAAUCUUUGUUAUCUAUACCAAAUUCUUUGUAUAGCAAAUUGUGGGAAACUCAAUAUUUAGGUAUGAAGAAACCACAAGAACAAGAAGAAAUAAAUAAAGCUGAACAGUAUAAUUAAAGAUAAUGUAAUGUAGGUAAAAAAGUACUUAUGUUAUAUGAUAUAUAUAAGUGAGUGAAAAUUAGUUUAAAAAAAUAACAUUUUUGGAAUAUUUCAUAAUUAAAAUUCAGCAAGUAUAAGAUAUACCAAAUCAUUUUACAAAUCAGAAAAUAUUACACACACACAUACACACAAUAUUGUAGAUAUUAAUAUAAUUGUAAAGACAGGUGAUAAUAUUAUUUAUUAUAAAGUCAAUGUAUACAUUAUAAAUAAUGUUAAAUAGCAAUAAACAAAAAUGUUACGAAAA